Pomacea canaliculata is the source of this 2605-nucleotide messenger RNA. Its product is annotated as globin-like. The transcript has 5 exons. Bases 416 to 955 code for a protein of 179 amino acids. Gene Ontology annotation, molecular function: heme binding; oxygen binding. Gene Ontology annotation, biological process: oxygen transport. NCBI's taxonomy places the organism in Eukaryota, Metazoa, Mollusca, Gastropoda, Architaenioglossa, Ampullariidae. The record is from RefSeq and is a predicted model, not a curated record. Gene Ontology annotation, cellular component: extracellular region; hemoglobin complex.
UGGGAAAACAGGUGGGUAGGUAAGGCAGGGACUGACCUCACCUGGCGGGCUGACUUGCUGAGGUCACUGCAAGAAAAUCUCGCUACGACCUGUGUCCUGUCAACGGUGGACGUGCGUCUGAUGUCCAUUACUAUCGCUCUCGUUCAACUGUACCGUCAGCAGUCACGUCGGGAGGGCGCCUGGCGACGACACGGUGGUUGUGGUGGUGGGUCGAACGGACGUCAGACAGCAACGUGGGUGGACGACGUAGAAAACGUUGGUGUUUCUCGCGGUUGUCGUCGUAGCACCAUAGGUGGAGCCACUGCUUAACACUUGGGACGGUUGUUCUGGGGUACCCAUCCUUCUGUCGUCGCCACAGAUGACCUUUGACAUAUCAGUAACUGCGUGCAAAGCGUGAGGUAACCAACUACUCACCAUGGGCAUGGUUAACAGCAUCUACUCCGCCAUCUUUGGCGGAAGUGACGGCGACGUGGUGGACCCUGCCACAGGCCUGACAGCGAAGGAGAAGGAGGCCAUCAGAAGCAGCUGGGCGCUGCUGGCCAGCAAGAAGGCCCUCAGAACCAACGGAGUGGAGUUUUUUGUGAUGCUAUUUACGGAGUACCCCGAGAUGCAGAACUUCUUCAGCGCCUUCAAGGGCAUGGACGCCGCCACCCUGCGCAAGGACCGGACGAUGUACUCGCACUCGCUGACCGUCAUGUACAGCUUCGCCUCCUUGGUCGACAACCUGGACGACGCUGACCAGCUGGCUCUCCUCGUGCAGAAGAUCGCGCACAAUCACGUGGCCCGUGACGUAGGCUUCAAGUACUUUGAGCAACUGGCCGCAAUGUUUCCCAAGUUCUUGGAUGCUCGUGCCGGCUCCAACGCCACUCCCUUCAUCAAGCAGUCGUGGAGCAAACUGCUCGGGGUCAUGAACUCUCUUGUGAAGGCGGAGGAAGAGCGCCAGAAGAACACGUGACUGCACAGCUGUACCUCUGACCUGCAGGUUUAAAUUCAAGUAUCAUUGUGACUAAUCUGGAUGUGAUGAUCAAAUGUGAAGUGACCUCCAGUUCGUGAUGCUGCAGACAGUUGAGUAGAGUUCAUCGUUCGGACAAAUCGUGGACCGGAAGGAGACCAAACAAAAAAAAUCUUUGCGGUUAAACAUUCACUUUGACUCUUACCGAAACGGUGUAAUAAGUAGUACAUUGUCUUCAUACCUUUAUUAUGUUGGAAUAUAACCUAAUAUCGCUUUUCAAAACGUAUUUCAUUGGUUUCUUUAUAUAAUAGGGUAUUUUGUUUCAUUCAUUCUUCGUCUUUUUGCUCUGGUCAUUACUACAUACUGCUGGUAUUUACAUCUACAUUACCAUUAUAAUACCUUUGGUCGUCUUCUACAGAGGCUCAUACGUGUAUAUAAAUGUCUGGAAAUGUCUGGAACCGUAUUCACCCCAUGACAUGGACUUGACAUCGUCUCUAGAAUCCGUGACGACAUCGGGUGUUGGCAGUUGUUGUUUGUAGACUAUCUUAAUGCCAGAGCAUAUCGCCCGUUGUAGUGUUACAUAUGGAAGUAUGUUGUAACCACGUGUGACAGGAUUCCAGUAACUAAAGGUGCAGCUAGACAAUGAAGAUGUUGCAUUCAUCGUCACUACCGAUAAUAAUUUUCUUCCCUGUGUAACAUGCCUGUCAGAAAGUAAAUAAGUGAAACUCCUGUUUGCAAGUGUUCGAAUGUUUCAGCUAUGUGAUAGUUUUGCCUCCCUCCCAACAAACACACACACACACGCACAGUCUUAAAUUUGUUGUUUUGUUUCCCAAAAGGUUUCAAUCCGAUAACUCUCACUAAUCACCGUUCAACAUGUACCUGCUCCUCUGUUUUCUUCAUUUUAUGGGCGAAGCUUUUCCGAACAUUUUGCUGUUAAUCGACAUUUUUCCAGCAGCUUUCAUUGAUUCUUUUACUUUUAAAGAAAACGCGGAUCUGUACUUACUGAUGGCGGCCUGUGUUUACUGACAGGGACCUGUAAUUAUUCUCACUCAAUCACUCUUGUCUUACCCCCUCUCUCCCACCCCACUCCACACGCUUUUUUCUCUCUCCAUACUUUUACUUUCCACAGCAGCGGUCCGAUGGACGAAUCAAACGCUGGUGAUCGAAACUCGGGAGUACCGUGGGUCCUGGGUUCAGAUCUCGGCUCUGGCACACGUAACAUUUCUCUGGAUGUGGCAUGUUUUUUACAGGGUGUGGGUCGCCUUGCCAAGCUUAAUUCAGUUAUUGUUCACUUGCAGCUGAAACACUUUACAAAAUAAUGGGUAUUCGGCCUAAAAGUUUGUUCUCUGUAUAGAGACUACAAUGGAUGGAUUUUUUUUUUCAUUUGACCAGUGUGCGUGCUGAGUGAUUUGAUAAUUGCGUGAGACAUCUUGUCACUUCCCAUUGUUGAGCAGGUGGUGAGUUUACCUCUGUUCUGUUUUCUGUAACUACUUUUUUUACUUAUUGGCUUGCUUCCGUUUGGUGAUUAUUUUCUGUAGUUUCGAUGUCAUAAAUUCGAUUGUUAAAAUCCUCGAAUUGUACAUGUAUCAUCCAGUGUACAUCAGUAAAUAAUAAUAUACAGAGCUUUCAUAAAUAAACGUGCUUUUUGGUAGA